CUACCUCUCUCUCUCUACCUCUCUCUCUCCCUGUAGGAGUCUAUGGAAACACUUCAGAGGUGUCAGUAUGUGUCUGGUCCUGCUGGUGUUGCCAGGAUACAUGGCAUAUAAAAUCUCCCAGUUCUUCCACAUGGACUUCUGGCUCCUCAUCCUGGUCUCCAGCUGCAUGCUCACCUCUCUGCAGGUGACAGGAACCUUGCUGAUCUACUCCCUCUUCAUGGUUGAGCUGUCCUGUCGUGACCCUAUCGACAGCCUGGAUGAGAUCAUCUAUUGGGUCAAUGCAGUCUGCCGCGUGCUGGAGUUCGUUGUGGCUCUCUGCGUGGUGGCCUACGGGACCUGGGAAUCUCUGUUUGGGGAGUGGAGCUGGAUGGGCGCCUCAAUCAUCAUCAUACACUGCUACUUCAACGUGUGGCUCAGAGCCCAGACCGGCUGGAGGAGCUUCCUGCUUAGACAGGAAGCAGCCAAGAAGAUCAACUCCCUCCCCCGGGCCACGGCCAAUCAGCUGCAGCAACACAACGACGUUUGUGCCAUUUGCUUCCAGGAAAUGAGCUCAGCCGUGCGGACGUACUGCGGACAUUUCUUCCAUGGAAACUGCCUUCGUAAGUGGCUCUACGUCCAGGAGACUUGCCCCAUGUGUCACCAGGCCGUCCGCCCCACCCCGCCAGCCCCAGCCCACACGGCAGGAGACUUCCAGGCUGCUCCUCUGCCCUCUAGAGGUACUGGGCCAGGCCGGGUAGAGGAGAGGGGACGCUCCAGAGAUCAGACUCCGGUCAGGGACGCCACACACCAGCCCCCAGCUAACCUGCCGUCCCCAGGCUCCCCAGAUCAGCAGGAAGGGACAGAGAGCCUGGGAGAGGGAACCAGUGGUUCAGAUAGAGAGGACAGACCGGGACGCCCACUUAGGAAGCCUGUCCAGGAUCUCCACUUCAGCUCCACUGGGGACUUUGUAGGCUUCGUCAGCCCACGCUCUUCUGGGGGUAGUCCUCGUCCAGGGAAGCAGAACCUGGAGCCUUGGGAUGGAGCUCAUCCUACCAACAGGUACAACGGUGAAGGGGUUGACUACACGAUCAAAGGACUAUUGGUGCAAUCUGCUCCCAAAGAGCAGAAUGGCAGAGUAUUGACUAGAGUGAAUGGGGCUAGAGAGAACUGCCAGACUGAGAACCACCUUGUAGGAGAAAACCAAUGUGAACCUAUGUCAGGGACAACAACCAGAAAGACCUCAAGGUCUAAGAGUGUGAGCGGGAUAGGAGACGUCACCCAACAGAACCGUGAACACAGGGGACGACCACGGUCACACACUCUAGAUGGUGGACAUGCACAGCAGGAUGAAAGCCAAUCAGAACUGGACACGCCUUGGGAUGUUAAAUCUACCCGGCGACAGAGAUCUAGGCUACGCAGUAGUUCUACUAACACCAGAACAGAGGAGGAGGGACUCCAUUACAACAGAACAGAGGAGGAGGGACUCCGUCACAACAGAACAGAGGAGGAGGGACUCCGUCACAACAGAACAGAGGGACUCCGUCACAACAGAACAGAGGAGGAGGGACUCCGUCACAACAGAACAGAGGAGGAGGGACUCCAUCACAACGGAACAGAGGAGGAGGGACUCCGUCACAACAGAACAGAGGAGGAGGGACUCCGUCACAACAGAACAGAGGAGGAGGGACUCCGUCACAACAGAACAGAGGAGGAGGGACUCCGUCACAACAGAACAGAGGAGGAGGGACUCCGUCACAACAGAACAGAGGAGGAGGGACUCCGUCACAACAGAACAGAGGAGGAGGGACUCCGUCACAACAGAACAGAGGAGGAGGGACUCCGUCACAACAGAACAGAGGAGGAGGGACUCCGUCACAACAGAACAGAGGAGGAGGGACUCCGUCACAACAGAACAGAGGAGGAGGGACUCCGUCACAACAGAACAGAGGAGGAGGGACUCCGUCACAACAGAACAGAGGAGGAGGGACUCCGUCACAACAGAACAGAGGAGGAGGGACUCCGUCACAACAGAACAGAGGAGGAGGGACUCCGUCACAACAGUACCUUGGUGAAGUCCACUGAAAAUCCCCACAAUGCCUUCUUUCUGUGAAACAACGUUGGAAAACUAAUGUCCUACCUUUCCGCUGGCAGUCUGAUAAUACAUGUGUUUAUUUAGGUAUUUAAUUAAUGGUGUGUGUACUGGAUUGGAUUUAGGGGCAAACAUGUAAAACCCAAGAUAAGAAAUGAUAUCUAUGAAAUGCACAAUUAUAGAUGAAGGCUGGGCGGUAUACUGUAUGGGUCAAUGAUGAAUAAGAUUUUCAAAAAUUAAGCGGAAAAAUAUUAAUUUUGAAACACUUUUGUAUGUUCCCUAUGCAUAUUCAGUGUUUGUCGCCCCAAAAAAGUUUCACAUUUUGUCUGUUAAAAUUUACCUCCU
Molecule: messenger RNA, 2413 nt
Organism: Oncorhynchus masou masou (cherry salmon)
Lineage: Eukaryota; Metazoa; Chordata; Actinopteri; Salmoniformes; Salmonidae
Exons: 4
Coding region: 68-2089 (673 amino acids)
Cellular component (GO): endomembrane system; endoplasmic reticulum
Molecular function (GO): zinc ion binding
Source: RefSeq, a predicted model, not a curated record